CCUUCCCCGCCGCCCGCCCCCGGCGGCGCUGCGCGGGCAGUGCGCGGGCAGUGCGCGGCGGCGGCGGCGGCGAUGGGCGGCGCGGCGCUGGGGCUGCUGCUGGCGGCGGGGCUGUGCGCGGCGCAGUACGAGGAGUACAGCGUGCGCGGCUUCCCCGCGGCCGCGCUGGAGCCGCUGCAGCGCGCCUACGCGCGGGCGCUGGCGCAGUACGCGGGGGCGCGCUGGGCCGAGAGCGCGCGGGCGCUGGAGGCCAGUCUGCGCCUGCACCGGCUGCUGCGCGACAGCGAGGCGCACUGCCACCGCCGCUGCGCCGCGCCCGCCGAGCCGCCCGCGGAGCCGCCCGCGGAGCCGCCCGCGCCCGCCGAGUGGGAGCGCGAGCUGCAGCUCUUCGGGCGGCUGCUGCGCCGCGCCGCCUGCCUGCGCGCCUGCAAGCGCGGCCUGCCCGUCUUCCAGCUGCGCUACCCGCCCGCGCAGACGCUGCGCGACUUCCAGCGCCGCCUGCCCUACCAGUACCUGCACUACGCGCUCUUCAAGUCCAACAAGAUCGAGAAGGCUGUGUCCGCGGCUCACACCUUCCUGCAGAAGAACCCCAAGCACGAGAUGACCCUCAAGUACCUCAACUACUACCGCACGAUGCUGGACGUGGACGAGUACCUGGUCGACCUGGAGGCGCAGCCCUACGAGCCCAUCUUCGUGCGCGCGGUGAAGCUCUACAACAGCGGCGAUUUCCGGAGCAGCGCAGCCGACAUGGAGCAGGCGCUGGCCGAGUACUACCAGGCCUACGAGAACUGCCUGGCGGGCUGCGAGGGCUCCUACGAGCUGCAGGAGUUCAAGGACUUCUACCCGGCGAUCGCAGACCGCUUCGCCAGCGUGCUGCGCUGCAAGGUGGACUGCGAGGCCGAGCUCACCCCCAACGUGGGCGGCUACUUCGUGGAGAAGUUCGUGGCCACCAUGUACCACUACCUGCAGUUCGCCUACUACAAGCUGAACGACGUGAGGAACGCGGUGCAGAGCGUCUCCAGCUACAUGCUCUUCGACCCCGGCGACGCCGUGAUGCAGCAGAACCUGGUCUACUACCGCUUCCACCGCCAGCGCUGGCGCCUGCAGGAGGAGGACUUCCAGCCCCGGCCGGAGGCCGUGCGCUACCACAACCAGACGGCCGCGCAGAAGAAGAUGCUGGACUUCGCCCAGCAGUACCUGCAGGCUGACGACGAGAUGGAGGUGGACGGCGGCGAGGAGCCGGACGCCCGGGACCUGCCCUCGGACGGCGAGUUCGAAGGCGACGGCGACUACGAGGAGGGUUUCGUGGCCGAGUGGUGGCAGGAGCCCCAGACCAAGGGGGACAAAGCCGACGAAGAGACCCUGCGGUGAGCGAGGCCAAGGGGGGUCCGUGGCCCGGCAGCCGGGCUCCGGGCCCCCGCGCGGACCCUCGCACUCGCCGGGACGGGGGGCCCCGGCCGCCCGGGUGCUGCGCCCCUUCCCGGCGCGGAGCACCCACACCGCCGUGUGCCCCUACCUCCACGAGCCGCCGAGCACCGGCACCGCUGCGUGCCCCCGCCUCCCCGGGCCGCGGCCGGGCUGCUCCGGGCGGCCUCUCCCCACCGCCGUUUUGUGCUGGGGGGGCUGCGAAGGGGGCCGGGUGCCGACGGAGAGGCCGCGGCGCCGAUGCCGCCUGUGCCUUGGGUGUCCUCCACCCCAGCCCGCCGUAGCCUUAAGCUCCGUUAAUUUAAUACUUCCCAUCUCGCACGGUUGCUUUUUUUAUUUACUGGUGCUGAACUUUGAAUAAAAUCCGGACCGGUGUUUUCA
Messenger RNA from Dromaius novaehollandiae (emu), 1806 nucleotides. RefSeq names its product prolyl 3-hydroxylase family member 4 (inactive) (gene P3H4). The coding region runs from base 73 to 1371 and encodes 432 amino acids. Gene Ontology annotation, cellular component: endoplasmic reticulum. Gene Ontology annotation, biological process: collagen fibril organization; peptidyl-lysine hydroxylation. Gene Ontology annotation, molecular function: protein binding; collagen binding. NCBI's taxonomy places the organism in Eukaryota, Metazoa, Chordata, Aves, Casuariiformes, Dromaiidae. The transcript is spliced from 8 exons. The record is from RefSeq and is a predicted model, not a curated record.